AUGUUAUUGGCGAGAAUGAAAGUAAUAAUUACAUUUUUAUUAUUAUUGGUAUUAUUGAUAUCAACUUGUAGCUCACAAACUUGUAACAAAUGUUUAACUGAAGGACAGGAUUGUACUAAACCAAAUACUCUUUGUCAAUUGGGAUUAUAUUGUGGAUUGAAUCCAAAGAAUAAACCAAAACCAUCAUCUCCAUCAUCUCCAUCAUCGGAAAGUAGUGAUGGAUCGUCAACUGAACCUAUUCCAUUGAAUGUGUGUAAAAAACAGUCUGGAUUGGGUGAAGUCUGUGACGCUGAUAAUGGGUGUAUAGAUGGAGCUGAUUGUUAUCCUUCUGCCAGAAAUGAAUCACAAAAGACUUGUCAAACAUUGAAAUACUUGCAAUACGGUGAAAAGUGCAAAAGAGAUAAUCAAUGUCUAGAUGGGUUGGAAUGUGAGCCAAUCAAAGAUGUUUGCAUGCCACUACUCCUUGGAUCAGAGGUAGAAGCAGGAAUUGAAUGCACCAAACAAGAACAUUGUCCAUGGGAUCAAUUCUGUAACAAACAAAAAUGUUAUAAUAGAGUUGGGUUGGGUGAAAAGUGUUCAAGGUAUUUCGACGACAUUGAUGCACCUCUAACUAAUCCACAAUGUAUACUUGGUUUAUUGUGUGAUCCAUCCGAUGCCAACAACAUCACCAAUAGUUUGGUGUGUGUCAAGAUGGGAAGUAAGGGUCUUGGUCAAGCAUGUAACUACACUUCACCCGCCGGAUCAUGCAACUCUCGUCAAGGGUACUAUUGUAACAUGGCGACUCAUGUUUGCGAGGUGAUAGCACCUGCUACAAAUAGUUCGGUUAUCUGCUCCCCGGGUACAGAGACAUCAGGAUGCAAUGACCGAUUUGAAAAGUGUGAGUGUACUGCCACGGGUUCUUCAACUGGAGUAUGCAAAGAUUCAUUGUAUUACUACAAUCAACCCAAGAUGACGAAAUGUAUGGAAUCUUAUAUAGAUAUUAUCGAUUGUUCUAUUCGAACAAAGACCUAUCUUUCAAAUAGACAACAUGUCCCAGGUAGCAAGUUGUCUCGUGAGUGUCCUACACUCUACUGCAAAUACCAGGAUGCUUGUUUCCGUUUCGAAGAUCCAUCUAGAUGUAAUCCAAAAGAUACUCCAUUCAAUGGAUUAAAUUAUGGUAUGUGUGGUAUACGAGGUGCUGGAUCGAUUACUUCAAGUACUGGAUCAUUAUCACAUUAUCCACAAAUUUAUAUUAUCUUUAUAUUCACGAUAGCUACAACAUUAUUAUUAUCAUUAUUUAUUUAA
Cavenderia fasciculata is the source of this 1284-nucleotide messenger RNA. RefSeq lists its product as uncharacterized. NCBI's taxonomy places the organism in Eukaryota, Evosea, Eumycetozoa, Acytosteliales, Cavenderiaceae. The transcript has 2 exons. The coding region runs from base 1 to 1284 and encodes 427 amino acids. The record is from RefSeq and is a predicted model, not a curated record.